Molecule: messenger RNA, 681 nt
Organism: Brassica oleracea var. oleracea
Lineage: Eukaryota; Viridiplantae; Streptophyta; Magnoliopsida; Brassicales; Brassicaceae
Product: bidirectional sugar transporter SWEET7-like
Exons: 5
Coding region: 1-657 (218 amino acids)
Biological process (GO): carbohydrate transport
Cellular component (GO): membrane
Molecular function (GO): sugar transmembrane transporter activity
Source: RefSeq, a predicted model, not a curated record
AUGGUGUCUGCACAAUCGAACCUUAUUCGAAAUAUUGUGGCAAUAAUAGGGAAUGGCAUCGCUCUAUGUUUGUUCUUAUCGCCAACGCCAACAUUCAUACAGAUUGUGAAAAAGAAGUCAACAGAAGAAUAUUCACCAGUACCGUAUUUGGCGACUCUCAUAAACUGCCUCGUUUGGGUUCUGUAUGGGCUCCCUAUGGUACAUCCGCACAACACACCGGUCCUUACAAUCAACGGCACAGGGAUCAUAAUUGAAGUUGUGUUCAUUACCAUUUUUUUCGUUUACUGCGGCCGUCAAAAACAGCGUUUGGUAAUAGCCGCUGUUUUAGCGGGUGAAACCGUUUUCGUGGCUGUUCUCACAGUGUUGGUCUUCACUCUACAACACACUACAAAAGAACGUUCGUUGAGCGUUGGAAUCAUUUGUUGCGUUUUCAACGUGAUGAUGUAUGCUUCUCCAUUAUCUGUCAUGAAAAUGGUAAUAAAAACAAAAAGCGUGGAGUUCAUGCCGUUUUGGCUGUCGCUAGCUGCGUUUCUAAACGCAGGCGUUUGGACGGUUUAUGCACUCAUACAAUUCGAUCCAUUCAUCGCUAUACCAAAUGGAAUUGGGUGUGUAUUUGGACUGGCCCAAUUAAUUUUGUACGCUGCUUACUAUAAAUAAUGGCGGAAAGAAAUAUCAAGUGCG